AUGGGAAAGGAAAAGACUCAUAUUAAUAUCGUCAUCGUUGGACACAUGGACACCGGCCAUCUGAUCUACAAAUGCAGUGGCAUUGACAAAAUAACCAUUGAAAAAAUUGAGAAGGAGGCUGCUGAGAUGGAUAAGUGUUCCUUCAAGCAUGCCUGGGUCUUGGCCAAGCUGAAAGCUGAGCGUGAACGUGAUAUCACCACUGACAUCUCCCUGCAGAAAUUUGAGAUCAGCAAGUACUAUGUGACCAUCUUUGAUGCCCCUGGACACAGAGACUUCAUCAAAAACAUGAAUACAGGCACAUCUCAGACUGACUGUGCUCUCCUGAUUGUUGCUGCUGGUGUUGGUGAAUUCAAAGCUGGUAUCUCCAAAAACAAGCAGACCUGUGAGCAUGCCCUUCUGGCUUACACACUGGAGCCACCCUACAGCCAGAAGAGAUAUGAGGAAAUUGUUAAGGAAGUCAGCACCUACAUUAAGAAAAUCAGCUACAACCCUGACACCGUAGCUUUUGUGCCAGUUUCUGGUUGGAAUGGUGACAACAUGCUGGAGCCAAGUGCUAACAUGCCUUGGUUCCAAGGAUGGAAGGUCACUUAUAAAGACGGCAAUGUCAGUGGAACCACACUACUUGAAGCUUUGGAUUGCAUCCUCCCACCCACUCACCCAAUUGACAAACCUUUGCGGCUAGCCCUCCAGGAUGUCCAGGGCACUGUCCCUGUGGGCCAAGUGGAGACUGGUGUUCUCAAACCCGGCAUGGUGGUCAUCUUUGUUCCAGUCAAUGUCACAACUGAAGUUAAGUCUGUUGAAAUGCACCAUGAAGCUUUGAGUGAAGCUCUUCUUGGGAACAGUGUGGGCUUCAAUGUCAAGAACAUGUCUGUCAAAGAUGUCCGGUGUGGCAAUGUGGCCGGUGACAGCAAAAAUGACCCACCAAUGGAAGCAGCUGGUUUCACUGCUCAGGUGAUUAUCCUGAACCAUCCCGGCCAGCUCAGUGCUAGCUAUGCCCCUGUACUAGAUUUUCACACAGCUCACAUUGCUUUCAGUUUUGUUGAGCUGAAAGAAAAGAUUGAUCAUUGGUCUGGUAAUAAAUUGGAAGAUGGUCCCAAAUUUUUGAAAUCUGGUGAUGCUGCCAUUGUUGACAUGGUUCCAGGCAAGCCCAUGUGUGUCAAGAGCUUCUCUGACUACCCACCUCUGGGUCGUUUUGUUGUUUGUAAUAUGAGACAGACAGUUGCUGUGGGUGUCCAAGCUGUGGACAAGAAGGCUGCUGGAGCUGGCAAGGUCACCAAGUCUGCCAAGAAAGCUCAGAAGGCUAAAUGGACAUUAUCCUUAACACCUGCCACUCCAGUCUUAAUCAGUGGUGGAAGACUGGUCUGA
Messenger RNA from Octodon degus (degu), 1365 nucleotides. RefSeq names its product elongation factor 1-alpha 1. The record is from RefSeq and is a predicted model, not a curated record. Gene Ontology annotation, biological process: translational elongation; translation. NCBI's taxonomy places the organism in Eukaryota, Metazoa, Chordata, Mammalia, Rodentia, Octodontidae. Gene Ontology annotation, molecular function: GTPase activity; translation elongation factor activity; GTP binding.